Paramacrobiotus metropolitanus is the source of this 2020-nucleotide messenger RNA. RefSeq lists its product as uncharacterized. Bases 233 to 1801 code for a protein of 522 amino acids. The record is from RefSeq and is a predicted model, not a curated record. Lineage: Eukaryota; Metazoa; Tardigrada; Eutardigrada; Parachela; Macrobiotidae. Gene Ontology annotation, biological process: proteolysis. Gene Ontology annotation, molecular function: metalloendopeptidase activity. The transcript is spliced from 7 exons.
AUAAUCAUGCUCUGGAUUAAGCAUAACAAGCCGCCGCUUAAUUCCCGAAACAACAGCAUUUGAGCCCCCAACAGCAAUUUUAACGCAGCGACCUUCCGGCGGCGGUAAGGUGAGGCGGUACGUGUAUGGCUCCACCAGCUCAAGCUUCGAUGCAAAGAGACGAAAGGAGCAAUUCAUGGCCCAUUAGAACGUUCGCAAGUUUUUGUUGACAAGUAAAAUAACAGUUUCUACCAUGUUGUACUCGGUUUCGCGGCUGUUAACCUUUGGAGCUCUGCUCAGUGUUGUCCACGGAGCGGGUUAUGGCGUACCACGAGCACGGAGAUGGCCCCGCAACCCGAACGCUGCAAUGGACAACAACGGGUACACUGAUCCUUUAGUGAAGAUACCCUACGAUGUUCCAGACGAUUACACUAUUCCACAGUACACUAUUUUCCAAAAUGCCAUCACGAAGAUCUAUGAAGCCACCAAUAAAUGCAUCAGAUUCGUCCCGUGGAGUGCACUUUAUACUGACGUACUUCACGUGACCUAUUAUAUCAAUUCCACCACUCAAUCUGUCUCGCCUGUAUGCCGAGGUCCUCUUGGCUACACGGCGGGCAGUCAAACUUUGUUGAUGGUGUCUAACGGCCGCACCGGUUGUCUGGACCCUGUGGACGGUGAGCGUGACGUCACCCGUAUGCUGUUAAACGUGUUGGGUGUAGUCAGUGAAUACCAGCGCCCGGAUCGCGAUGAUGUGGCUAAAAGUCCCAUGCAGUUCCUGUCAGGUUAUAACGACAAGGUGCUGGAUGUUCUGCAAGCCGAUGGGAUUUUCAAUAUAAAAACUGACACAAUUCCGCUGUAUCCUGAUGAGUUUGAUAUGGAUUCCGUCACGAUGGUGCGAACGGCGCGGUAUGCGAAAGAUCCUAGUAUUCCGGUAUUUACACGGACAGACGGCAAAGACGCACCCACAAGCGCAACGCUCAGUCAAAAAGAUUGCGAGGCGCUCAAUUACAUGUAUCAGUGCAAUAUAGUCUGCGCCUCCACUUCGGGAGAUUUAGGCCUGCCGAAAUUCAAUAAGGACGAGAUAUCAGAGAGCUACUUCUGCUGGGAAACCACAACAGCUUCCGUUAACGAUGCCGACGUUUUUGAGGACACCAUAUCUAUCGUAGAGGAUUCCAAUCCGAUAUCGGCUACCAGUAUAUCAUACGAGUUCACUCCAGCGAUUGGCGUCACAGCAACAUCACCUAAUUCCGCCACCCCAAAGACCGCCCAGCUGAAGUUAAAAAAUUCAAUUAUUAAGGGCUUCAAGUCAUCGGUGCGUCUCACCGCCAAAACCGGCAGCACUCCUGUUGCGGCGGAUGACAUCGAGGUCAGUGUUAACUGCUGGCCCCGAUUCCAACUGGCGGGGGCGGGGGAGCUGCCUUGUGGUACGCCUGGUAAACGGGGCAAGGCUGCUGCGGACUUCAUCGUUGAAAGAGAAUGCGCUCGUAGCGGCGCAACAACAUACACACGGUCAGGGUUGCACUGUAACCCGUCUGGUGGAGAUAAUUUUAUUGCCGAAUUCCGGAACAUCAUUACUAUUUCGAUUAACGAUCCCGAUGGAACGACACCAGAAUUUCUUGGUUUACGAGUGCAUCGUGACGGUAAUCCUGGUAACGACUUUAGUAGCAGCUGGAAAUACGUUGAAACCUCCAAAUCAUUAAUGGUCACUGCGAGUAAUUUUGAACCGGGAAAUUAUGCCUUUCAAUUAUUAUUCGUUGACCCGGACGCUGCUGGUCUUCCCAUUGCAUUCACCUUCGCUGCCACACUUAAGUGUAAAGUGUAAACCACCCUCAACUUUCCUGUAAUUUUCCUGUAGUCGUGCGUGCUCGGUUGUAUCCCAAUGGGUGAAUGUUAGUCUGAGCAUGAAUUCCUUUUGAGUUUCCCCAAUGCAAACAUGAUUCUUUUGAAAAUAAUUUAGGUGCUUAUGGCGUGUUAUAGUUAAACUGUCUGCUGUUCGUGCGUAGAAAAGGUAUCCAACUUGAUAAAAAAAUGGUACUGUGAA